CUAGCUAGCUGGUUGCCGCCCUCGUCGCGCGUCGCGGCAUGCCUGUGGCGUGAGAGCGACCGGCCGGGGGAGACGACAAACGGGCGAGCAGUGACCUGACCCUGUGAGAAACAGAAAGCUCUGUGUCCGUGGUGGUACGGUGUGGCCAAGAAGCUCUGUGGCGUCGCGACUUCCAUGGAUUGGGAUCUCAAGAUGCCCGUUUCUUGGGACCUGGCCGAGCUGGAGCACGACGCGGUGCCCGCCAUCGCCGCCCCCGCGCCCGCGGUGCCCGCCUCGAGCAUUGUGACCGCGGCGCGCGGCCCGCCGAGCCGGCCCGAGUGCUCCGUCGACCUCAAGCUCGGCGGGCUGGGGGAGUUCGGCGCGGCGCCGAACGGCGGCGCGAUGAAGGAGCCGGCGGCGAGGGGUGGCCCGGUCGUGCCGGUGUCGGCCGCGGCAGCUGCGGCGGUCGUGCCGUCCGCCAGCCCGCUGAAGCGCCCGCGCCCGGGGGCCGGCGGCAGCGGCCACUGCCCGUCGUGCGCCGUGGACGGCUGCAAGGCCGACCUCAGCAGGUGCCGCGACUACCACCGCCGGCACAAGGUCUGCGAGGCGCACUCCAAGACGCCCCUCGUCGUCGUCGCCGGCCGGGAGAUGCGCUUCUGCCAGCAGUGCAGCAGGUUUCACUUACUCGUGGAGUUUGACGAGGCUAAGCGGAGUUGUAGAAAGCGCCUCGAUGGGCACAACCGACGCCGCAGGAAGCCACAGGUUGAUAGCAUGAAUUCUGGGAGCUUCAUGACAACCCAUCAAGCUUUGUUUUCAAACGCAGGGACAAGGUUUGGGUCGUUCCCUGCACCAAGGCCAGAGCCAAGCUGGUCAGGUAUCAUCAAAACCGAGGACGCCAACCCAUACUACACCCAUCAGGCCGUAAGCAACAGGCAUAACUUCACGGGCUCCAUGUCAUCGUCAUACUCGAAAGAAGGCCGGCGCUUCCCCUUCCUCCACGAAGGAGACCAACUGAGUUUCAGCACAGGCGCGGCAGCGACCCUCGAGAUCCCCGUUUGCCAGCCUCUCCUGAAGGCCGCUGUUGCUCCACUGCCGCCGCCCGAGAGCAGCAGCAGCAACAAGAUGUUCUCAGACGGACGGCUGACGCACAACAUGCUCGACUCUGAUUGUGCUCUCUCUCUUCUGUCAUCCUCUGCCAACUCCUCCAGCAUCGUCGACGUCAGCCGGAUGGUCCGCCCCACCGAGCACGUCCCCUCCGCCGUGGCCGCCCAGCAGCACCUCGUUCCCAACCUGCAGCACUUCGGGAGCAGCUCCUCCUCCUGGUUCGCCUGCUCCCAGGCCUCCAACGGCUCUGGGUUCGCCUUCCCCAGCAUGGGGAGCGAGCAGCUCAACAACACCGCCCACCUCGUCCCAAGCUCGAACGACAACGAGAUGAACUGCCACGGGAUCUUCCACAUCGGCGCCGAAGGCUCCUCAGAUGGCACGUCGCCGUCCCUGCAGUUCUCGUGGCAGUAGUAAUCUUCAGUGUAACAUCAGAAGCUGUUCUUGGGUUCUUUUGUCAGUAGCUAGCUGUGGCCUUUUCUUCUAGUGAUCAGGUGUCCCAUUUGCUCAGUGUUCAUUCCUUCUCUUUUUUCAUCUUUGUGUAUCUUGAAUUUGUCUCUCGGCAUCAUCAGAGUUAAUAAACCUUGCAUGAUUCAGAAGCAAAUCUCUUUCAGAUACUUC
This is a messenger RNA of Lolium rigidum, 1701 nucleotides long. RefSeq names its product squamosa promoter-binding-like protein 18. NCBI's taxonomy places the organism in Eukaryota, Viridiplantae, Streptophyta, Magnoliopsida, Poales, Poaceae. The record is from RefSeq and is a predicted model, not a curated record. Gene Ontology annotation, molecular function: DNA binding. Gene Ontology annotation, cellular component: nucleus. The transcript is spliced from 3 exons. Bases 175 to 1494 code for a protein of 439 amino acids.